AUAUUUAGACAGUUUGUUUCUUGCUGUGGUACGUUUACUUCCCAGCAAGGUCUAAGUCCAGCAAAGUAUUUAAGUAAAACGGAAUUGAAAUGGGAAGUGUAGUUCAGUGUUGGUUCAUAACGUUUUCGGGAAUCCUGGGAUUAUUUUUUCUGUGGAGGACCUCGCCUGUCAACUGGACCAGCUCUAAUAUCGUCACAAAAACGUCAAUCCAAGUUGACGUAUCGCUACCGUCUAGCAUCAUCAACCAGCAUCAAAACCUGUCUAGCCAGACCCUGCGCUACCACAAAAAGAAAUACCGUGGGUCUGUAUCUAAAUAUAUGCUGAAGCUUUACCAUCGAAGACCUAGUGCUGAUAUAGUGCGAGCUCUUCAGCCACUCCACGUAUCCGCGCCUAUCAACUCUUAUCAUCACAACGGUGGCGGCCGAAUUCUUGAAUUUCGAUUGCCACCAGCGAAUCCCGAGGAGAAUCUUGAAGCUGCCGAGUUGUUAGGAAGUGCAGGAAUGAUUCUACGUGUUAUGAUGCUGAACAACUUAAUUGAAGAUGACAAAUUUCGUGACUCACGGAAAGAAGAAACUUGGCGUGCAUUUAAUGUCACGGAGGCUGUAAAAAUGACCUCUGGUGGGUCAUUGAGAUUUUUGGUGCGCGGGCGCAUCUACGGGAAUAACUUGAUUCAAAAUGACAGCCCUAUUUUAGUGCUGAGUUACACCAAGCCCAAGAGUCGAAAACGUCGCUCCGUUGAUGAAGAGACCGAUGACACUCCGAGCGUCAUCUGGACAGACAAUAGACGUCGACGUAGGAAUCCGUGUCGCAAACGUCCACUAUAUGUCGACUUCGCUGCUAUAAAUUAUGAUGAAUGGAUCGUGGCACCACCUGGUUAUGACGCCUAUCAGUGUGUCGGAAGGUGUUUGUUUCCAUUUGGGGACCAUUUGAGUCCUACCAAGCACGCCAUUGUCCAGGCAUUGGUUUCGGGAGCACUCCAGGGUGCUGAUGGCACAAAACCUGUCGGGCGUGUCUGCUGUGUUCCAACUCGAUUAGCGCCCACUAGUCUGCUUUAUUUGGAUGCCAGUGGAACUCUUACUUAUCAGUAUGGAUACGAGGACAUGGUUGUUGUUGAGUGCGGAUGUCGAUGA
This is a messenger RNA of Microplitis demolitor, 1130 nucleotides long. Its product is annotated as growth/differentiation factor 2-like. The record is from RefSeq and is a predicted model, not a curated record. Gene Ontology annotation, biological process: SMAD protein signal transduction; BMP signaling pathway. Bases 90 to 1130 code for a protein of 346 amino acids. Gene Ontology annotation, cellular component: extracellular region. Lineage: Eukaryota; Metazoa; Arthropoda; Insecta; Hymenoptera; Braconidae. Gene Ontology annotation, molecular function: cytokine activity; growth factor activity. The transcript has a single exon.